Molecule: messenger RNA, 3123 nt
Organism: Schistosoma turkestanicum
Lineage: Eukaryota; Metazoa; Platyhelminthes; Trematoda; Strigeidida; Schistosomatidae
Source: the annotation of a GenBank genome assembly
AUGACGGGAUCCAUGAAUAUGAAUUUCGAAGGAUCGUGGACACGGAGUUUAGUUUGCUCUUGUAAUGAUAAUUCUCAUUGCGUACAAUCAAACUACCGGUCUGCUAAAAGAGAAAGAACCAUAGGAAACUGCACUGUUAAUCCAGAUGGUCGUUGUUAUGCGGCAAGAGUUAUCAAUCUGGAUGCAUUGGGACGUUAUCUGCGAUCACAAGUUAAAAUGUUUCCUGAACGUUCAUUCAAUUCACCACAAAGUAUCAAUAUCAACCCAGGAAACCUAGAUAGAUUCAUUCGUUUGGUAUAUGGUUGCUUUGAUUCACAUGACAAGACAACACUAGCUUGCAACAGCUAUUUGACUAAGCAUGCUGUUCCUCAAGCUAUUGAAUGUUGUAACUCUAGCAAUAUGUGCAAUGUACAUUUAUUCCCAAAGUUUAUACACCAUGAAACAGAUUCGGAUGCCGUGAAAACAGCUUUGGAGCAUUUUGGAAAGACUGGUCUUUGGAGAGAAGAAGCAGUUGCUAACGGAAAUAUCCGUUUAAGACCAUAUAUGAAUAUUGGUCCAGAUAUGUUAAUCGGCGGUUCUGCUGUCGGAAAUUUACCUCACAACAAAGUAAGGUUGAACACACCGUGGAAAAACCAGGCUAGUUCAGAGGACAGAAUGCAAUACCUUUUUCAGAUAGUAUUAAUCUCCACUUUCAGUCUGGUGUUUAUUGUGCUAUCGCUUGUUUUUGCAACCGUCUGCUGUGUAUACAAGCACCGCAGGCAAAAGACAAAGUUACGUCUUUCUUCUACUGAAAGCUCUUCCAUAAGGAAGCUGCCAGAAAUAGAAACAGUUUGCGACUCAAAGUCUUUGCAUGGAUUUUCAAACAGGGACUUAAAGUCAUUGCAUUCAACUUCUGUAAAGUUUGAAAAGCUAUGUAAGACAAAGGAUGGUUCAAGUCCUCACACGUUGCUGACUGAUAUGACCCAUAACUUUGGUAGUGAUACAAUCAUUAAUCGAGCUUCAGAAAACGUUUUAUCCCAGAACGGGUUGUUACAUCUAAUUCCUCAGACAGUUGGGAGACAAAUAACUUUGGAGAACCUUCUGGGUACUGGACGUUUUUCGGACGUCUGGAGUGGUACUUGGAAGGGAGAACAAGUUGUUGCAAAGGUUUUUAGACCAAACAACCGAAUUACUUGUAACAUAUGGCACCGUACUGUAUUGUUACAUCGUUCAGUGUUGCUUCGUCAUCAAAGGAUUCAUGGUUUGAUGGCUGUAGAUUGGCUCAACUAUCCUACAGAGAUGCAUUUAUCGGUCCUCAAGAGACGCUUUUCAGAAUCACUUUUAACUGUUUCGUCACCCUGUGCUCUGCUUGUUGGAGAAGCAUGUAUUUAUGGAACCUUAAAAGACUUUCUAUCGAACGGGGACUGGAAUCUUACCAAUUUUUCGGUUGACAAUGAUAACCUCGAGAGCCGUGAUGUGACAUCAAGUCAAAACUGUUGGCUUUCUGCUGCGAACAAUACAGGUGGUAUCCGCUUGCGCAUACUGUUAGAAAUUACAAACAGUCUAGUACAAGGAUUGUGCUUCUUACAUUCAGAAUUUGCUGGCACUCGAGGAAAACCAGCUCUUGCUCAUCGUGAUUUAAAACCAUCCAAUAUAUAUGUUCGUUCAGAUUGGUCAUGUUGUAUUGGAGAUAUUGGAUUAAGUGUUCGGUUACCACCAUGUCCAUUCCCAUUUCCUAUAGAUAAAUUACACAAAGUUUAUCAUUAUUAUACAGAAUAUAUAACAAAAUAUUUACAUUUGAAUAAUGAUCUAAAUGAAAUUCCUACACUUGAACAGACUGAUAUUUUUUCAUUCGAAAGUCAAUCAGUUGACACUAUUAAAACAACAUAUUCGAAGGCGACUGCCAAUAGAGAUCCGUUACAUGAACCUUGUAGUCAAACUUCUGGAUUAUUAAAUAAAUGGAGUUUUGAUAAAUUGGAACUUUUAGAGUGGUGGCCAAUAGGAGGCAUACAAAUCGGAACACCUCGUUAUAUGGCUCCAGAAUUGCUUUCCAAAUCGAUCAAUCCAUUUUGCUUUGAAUCGUAUCAGAAAUCUGACAUAUAUGCAUUAGCUUUAAUUUUAUGGGAAGUUGUUAAUUGGGCUCUUCCUAAAUCUAUUUGGUCAGGUCAAGAUUUAUCUGAAAUCAAUUCCAUACCUAUUAAUUGUUCAUUGUCUAGAAGGCGAUCAUCCAUUGAUUCAAUGAGUUUAACAUACUCUGAUUCAUCAUUUAUAUCACAAGAUAGUAAAUAUUCACCAGUUUAUCAAAGCGAAUGGAUUAAUUUAAUGAAAUAUACAAUGAAUGAUAUUAAUGACUGCAAUAACACAAAAUUAAAUUGUAAUUCUAACUCCAAACUUUAUCAGACUACAUCAUUUUGUAAUUAUACUUCUGAUCCUUUGGUCAGAUCAAACACAAAAGAUACAUCACAGUGUAUUGUGAAUGACAUUUCAUUGGAUGAUCAAUUGAAAAAUAAAGAACCAGAUCUUGCAACAAUGCAUUAUUUAGUGUGUAAACAACAAUUAAGACCACGUCUACCAACAUCGUUUCCUAUUAAUAUAACUAAAGAAACAAACAUGAUGAUAGAUGAUUAUUCUCAUCAAAAUAUUGAAUUAUUUUAUGAAAUACUGACUAAAAAUGUUUUACAGUUACAUAAUAAUACUACUACUAACAAUAAUCAUAUUCAUAACAACAAUACAGUGGAUUUAUUUCGUGUAAAUAAUAAACUCACUUCUGCAAUUAGUCGAGAAUAUUCUUCAUCAGGUGCUUCUUCACUUCAAAGUCAUCAUACCGAUUUUAAUUAUGACAGUAAAGAAUCCUUACCUGAUCCAAAUCAAUUAAAAUUGAUUACAUUGCAAUAUUUAAUUGCACGUCAUUUUGCUGUAUUAUUACCAGAAUGUUGGACAACUGAACCGGAUUCACGUUUAUCCGCACUGCGUAUCAAGAAACGUUUACAGAGUAUUUAUGAAUUCAUCAAUAAUUUUAUGCAUAAAUCAACAACAUUUACUAAUUCAACUGGAAAUAUUAUCAAUGAAAAUUCGAAUCAUCAUCAUAAAACGAAUCAUCUCAUUUGUAUAAAUGAUGUUUCAACUCUUGUAAAUAGAACUUGA